AUGAGUACUGGCGGAAGGCUCUUCAGGUGUUCUGGUCUUAUUCUGUCGAGACCGGGUGCCGUACAUGAUAGCAUAUCGUAUUUCGGACGGGAGAACCUCUGGAAUGACUUGUCCGUCUUCCCUCAGAUGGUGAGGAGGCAAGUGGACAUGGCUGUCGAAGAGAUCAGAGUAGAAGUCUCGAUGCAGUGGUUGUUCCCCUCGGGUUCCGGAGAGCAGUCAUCCUCGUCUUGCGACUGGCGAAGUCUCGACAGGCAUAGCGGAUACUUUUCCCCGCCUCUGCGACUUCAGCCAGCACUUCUGCUCUUCUCUCUUUAA
Molecule: messenger RNA, 315 nt
Organism: Necator americanus (New World hookworm)
Lineage: Eukaryota; Metazoa; Nematoda; Chromadorea; Rhabditida; Ancylostomatidae
Exons: 1
Coding region: 1-315 (104 amino acids)
Source: RefSeq, a predicted model, not a curated record